Messenger RNA from Amblyraja radiata (thorny skate), 3923 nucleotides. RefSeq names its product kazal-type serine protease inhibitor domain-containing protein 1-like. Gene Ontology annotation, biological process: regulation of cell growth; regulation of signal transduction. The record is from RefSeq and is a predicted model, not a curated record. NCBI's taxonomy places the organism in Eukaryota, Metazoa, Chordata, Chondrichthyes, Rajiformes, Rajidae. Bases 364 to 1263 code for a protein of 299 amino acids. Gene Ontology annotation, molecular function: insulin-like growth factor binding. Gene Ontology annotation, cellular component: extracellular region. The transcript has 4 exons.
CACUUCAUAAAGUGGAAUAAAGAAGGGGAAAUGAUGCAGCAGAUCGACAGCAGCCAGUUCCUGCUCCACACAGCUUCUUCAUGCAUUUCACCACACCACUCUUUCCUCCAGGACUGUGUGAACUGCAGAUGAUUUCUUCAGAAUGGCCUUGGAUCUUGUGUUGACAUAAUAUCAAGAAGUCCUGGCUUCUAUCGGUUUGAACUCUUCCAUUGAAUCUGGUUCAGGGACUACAUUCUUGGAUGGAUUUUAUAUGCAAAAUAUUUUGUUUCGAUCACUCAUCUUUCUGAAAGAUUAAGCGUAUGUGGACAGUGACUCUGACCCAGGAUAUAUUGAGACGGGAGUCCCUUGCAUUCUGGAGCCACAAUGAAUUCAGUGCUGUCUGCUGCAGUAAUGCUGCUCCUCACUCAGGUUGCACACAGUCUCCCCACCUUUUACCACAGGGGGUGGCUGCGGCUGCUGCACGAAGGGGAUGGGUGUGGGGUGUGCCAGCCAGAGCUGUGCCCCCCGCUCGCUGUCUGUGUGGCGGGCACAGUGCAGGAUGUGUGUGACUGCUGCCCCGAAUGUGGCAACGCCGAGGGACAAAUCUGUGACCUGGACAACACCAACCACUUCUACGGAAGGUGUGGAGAAGACUUGGAGUGCCAGCUCGACACCAAUGUCCUCGUCUCUGGAGACAUCCCUGAACCCCAGUGUACAUGCCGAUCACAGGAGAGUGUAUGUGCGUCGGAUAGAAUGACUUACAGCAACAUCUGCAGACUGAAGGAAGCAUUUCAUAGUGGCAUGCAUGGCAAUCUCAGCCUCACGCACGACGGGCCGUGUGAAUCAGUUCCAUGGAUUGCCAUGCCUCCUCGCAACACACAUAAUGUUGCAGGCAAUUAUGUCAUCUUCAGCUGUGAAGUGUCAGCUAAUCCCAUGGCCCUGGUGGAAUGGAGGAAGAAAGGGAAUGAAAACUUCCUGCCUGGAGAUGAUGCACAUAUCUCUGUUCAGGCUCGAGGAGGCCCAGAACGAUAUGGUAUCACAGGAUGGUUGCAGAUUCAGGGUUUGAAGAAGUCUGAUGAGGGAAUCUAUACUUGUUACACAUGGAAUAAGUAUGGAGAAGCUCACGCCUCUGCAAGUUUGAGCGUCAAUGAUCCUGAUUCUUCAUCAGCAAUGGAAUUGAAUUUGCCUACCAGAAAUAGUAAAUAUAUCACAGAUGAUGAAGAUGAAGAGGAUAAUGAUGAAGAUGAUGAAGAUGAUUAUGAGAUCUCUGGUGACAACGGAUAAUAAUAAAAUGUGAACCUCCUGGUUCAAUGUGGCAUGCAAAAUGCCCGUGGAGCAUAGCUAUGUAGACACAAAAAGCUGGAGUAACUCAACAGGGCAGGUAGCAUCUCUGGAAGAAGGAUGUUGCCUGUCCCGCUGAGUUACUCCAGCUUUUUGUGUCAAUCUUUGAUUUAAACCAGCAACUGCAGUUCUUUCCUACACACCUGAGCAUAACUAUGUGUUCAUUCGCCAUUUUAAAAAACAGCUUUCUGCACUAUGAGUAAUGAACUGACCUGUAUAUAGUUAAACCACUGAGAUUCUCUCAAAGGGGCCUGGAACUCUGUUAUUAUAUCUUUUGUACAACACACAACUCUAUUCUUACAAAUGUCUGAACUCAUGCAGGUGAUAUUGUUUGCUGCAUUGUCCAGGUGCUGACUCUUGCUGUGAGCAACAAUCUGCUGCUCCUACAGAGUCCAGCGCAGACUGGAUCUGCAAAUCAUCUGUUCUGUGUCAUUUACAUAUUAAAGGUGUGGGUUAGUCGGUAGGUAUUGGAUAUCUUCAUUUCUUCCAGCAGGUAUGAGGAGACAUUUCUAAAGAUCCUGGCUCUUGCACCAUACAGUAAUCAGCUUUAUUCCCAGUCAUACGUAAGCAAUAAAUGUAAGGUUGCAGGAUUUCAGAUUUGGUUAUCAUAGAUUGCAGGUGUUCUAACAUAGAGGCAGGUAGGUGUCUGUGCAUGCUCAUUGUCUUAAAGUUCUGUUGAGUUAUCGGCUUCAUUGUAUAUAUCAUGCAGGUUUGUAGGUUAAUUGUUUUUCUGUAAAUGGACCCUAGUUUGUAGGAUAGAACUAGUAUACGGGAAGCACUGGUUGGCAUGGACUUGGUGGGCCAAAGGGCCCGUUUCCACAAUGUAUCUCUAAACUAAACUAAAUCUAAAGCACACCUAAUGAAGCAAGCACCUCAAAAUGUAGUCUAAGCAGAAUUAAAAAGGGAAUGAGAGAAGAUGUGAUUUACAAAUUGGGAAAGGGAUUUAACAUAAGAGAAACAUAAUUGGUAAAGAAAAAAACAUUAAUGUAGGCUGGUGGAAUGAUGAGGAUACGAGUGUGCAGGAGAAAUGGCUGGGGCCAUUGCAAAGCUUGCAUAGUAGCCCAUUGAUCUCCAGUCUAAAAAAUGUAACCAUGAUCUUAGUAGGGUGUAGGAAGCUUGUGCAACUUUACAAUCUGUAUUCUUGGCUCCUUUACAUGAGCUUCAUGUUACUUAAAUCAAAUCAAUUCCAUAUUUACAUCUCUGGUAUGUGUGUUUGAUAAACCGACAUUCAUGUCAACAAUAAGAGUUGCUGUGUUUAGAUUUUAACAUUUAAUAAUUUUCCCAGCACUGCAUCAUCAAAUACUCCCAUAGGAAAUAGUAUGACACCUACAAAUAAUCAGAGACACAGCAUGGAAACAGUCCCUUUAGCUCACUGAGUUCACUGCCAUCUAGCACUCAUUUACACUAAUACUUCUCAAAUCUGAUUAUAUUCUCCUCACAUUUCCAUCAGCUCUCCCCUGAUUCUACUACUCUCCUGCAUGCUAGAGGUAUUUUAUGGUGGGCAAAUAAUCCUUUUUUAAUUUAUUUUAUGUCCCAAUAUUUAGAUUGCAAUGUUCAUGUGUCAAUAUUCACCAACCAUAUUAAAAUACUUUUUCAAAUCAUUGUCUGGAGAGGUCAUAUUGAAAUUCAACUGGUUAAAUUAACAGGAUUCAGUGUCAAACAGUGAUGUUAACAUACAUUUAAAAAUAAUCACUUUCAAGAUGUCUGUUAAACUCUUCUCCCUCUUUGAUAGGGGUUGUUAAUCUGUUCAAAUUGAAGAGUAAUAACAAAAGAUGUUAGAAAUACUUAUCUGCUAAGGCAGGUUUGGAAGAGAAAACAGAUUUCACCUUUUCAGAUCAGUGAUUUCUCAAGUUUAUCAACAGUAUUGCUACUGAUUACUUGUAUUAUUAUGGACAAUACAAUUAUUAGAAAUUAUUUUAAAAUAUACAUGCAUAUUUUUUUAAACUACCCUUAGACCGUAAGCCGAUUUUUCGUUUCAAUUUGUGACUCACAUUCCAUAUCUACCUGUAUUUAUAACAUAUUAUGCAAAAAUAUUAUAGAAAUCAUAUCUGAAACUCAUCAAGAAAAAUACCUGCACAUAUUUUUUAAAUAUGGAAAAAAACUCAAAUUUUCCGAGUAGUAAUUGUCCAAUCAAAACACGUUUGACAUUGAGUUGGAUGCCUAUUGACUAAUCAUGCACUUUGUUUCAGGCUAGCUAGGCAGGGAGCCCGCUGGGAUCAUGGCAGAGAGGAAGGUUACUGCAGGAGGUUUUAACUGUCAAAACAAUAAUAUAAAUAACCUCACAUGAUUAUCGCACACCAUAAUGAACCAUGACAGUAUGGUUGAUGAAUACUGUCAACUUUCAGCAAGGGGGUGAACUGCAGAUUGCUGUGCAUGCAUAUGUUUGAAAGAGUUCAACUUUAAGUAAUACCCAACUGUAUUAAAGUAACAAUGUUCUCCAAAGAGGAGACUGGUCCAAGACAUGAUUAUUAUUGUGAGAUUGUUGUGUUUUAUUUUGUACACCGCGUGUUCUGAUGUAAACAAAAAAAAAUGCAAUAUUUCUGAGUUUAUAAACUUCCAUAGGCUGUUGCGUCUGGAACAAGAUGUAAAAUUGUUUUUUUUAA